Molecule: messenger RNA, 1283 nt
Organism: Manduca sexta (tobacco hornworm)
Lineage: Eukaryota; Metazoa; Arthropoda; Insecta; Lepidoptera; Sphingidae
Product: zinc finger protein 569
Exons: 5
Coding region: 183-1229 (348 amino acids)
Biological process (GO): regulation of transcription by RNA polymerase II
Cellular component (GO): nucleus
Molecular function (GO): zinc ion binding; RNA polymerase II cis-regulatory region sequence-specific DNA binding; DNA-binding transcription factor activity
Source: RefSeq, a predicted model, not a curated record
GUCGUCACUCAAAUCAUUUAGGACGUCACAAUUAAAUUUUUUCGUAGUUUUGUAAUUUGUUUCUCUUUGAAUGAAAUCGCUAAAGUUGAAUUAGUAAACUGAAAUUUUAUUUAUUGAAAUAAAUAAUAUUACUAUAUAUAUUUUAAUAUACAUUUUAGGAACUUAUUAACAACAUAAACAAAAUGAACGUUUUAUGGACUAAACAGGAGCUGCAUAAAAUAUUGAGUAAAGAAACAGUGACGGUGCAUGCGCAUGCUUCUGGCGAUGGGUGCUCAGCCCCGAGCCGCUGCUGUCGGCUCUGCGGCGGCGUCAACAGCCUGCGCAGCAUUGGAGACACUUAUGUGUGGGAGGGAGUUGAAUCCAGAUAUGACCAACAACUGUACGACUGUUUUGGAGUCACGGUAUCGUCCCCAGACUGUCUAAUCUGCGGCUGCUGCGUGCAGCAGUUGAAGAGUACGGAACAGUUUCGGGCACUGGUUCACGCAGCGUUUGAUAAACCGGCUAGUGAAAGUACAUUAAAAUCGGAGCACUUCAAUGAGUUACCCAAAAAAUUUUUAACGGAACACACCUAUGUCGUGACUGAAAAAGAAUUACCAAAAGCCAUGUCUCGUCCUCAGAUAAUCUCGCAUUUUCCAAACAAAAAAAAGAACUUUAAACUUAAAAGUGCCUUAAAAAAGACGUGCAGUUUAAGAAGGGUCAAUGUGGCCUGUACAAUAUGCCGUCAAAGGUACCCUGCCAUGGUUCCUAAACUUAGAUGUGAGAAUUUCAUUUGUUCUCGAUGCAAGAAGAAGUCGAUGAAAACUGAAGUCUGUAGGAAGUGUACCUUAGUUGUGCCAGAAAAUAUGAUGGAGAAGCACUUGGAGUUGCAUCUGAAAUCUGAUAAACGCGCUAAUAGCAGGUUACUCAGCCAGAGAAAAACGCAGCAAGUACGCGCUGAGAGUAAACCAAAAACCACAUUGUUACCAAAAUAUAAAUGCAGCGAAUGUUCAAAACAAUUCGAAAUGGCUGUAAACCUAAUAAACCACACGAAACUGAAUCACGGACAUAAUUUGAAAUGCGUUUGCGCCGUGUGCGGAAAGGAAUUCAAAAAUAAAUAUAAACUGAACGUGCAUUUAAAGGAACACACGGGCCCGAUAUUCCAAUGUCGAAAUUGUAUGACAGCCUUCAUGAAUAAUCGCGCUUUGCAAACGCACAGUUAUAGGUGCAAAGCAGGGAUGUUAUGGAUAUGAAAUUUCGGAUAUGGAUACGGAUAUGGAUAUAGGAAUAAAAUUAUAUCGGUUUCG